AUGGUUUCCGAAUUUGCACUGCUCUCCCCUCUCUUCGCUGUUCUCGCCUACGCUGCAGCCCCCCCUAGCGUUAUUCCCACUCUUGCCAGUUUUGAUGGUUUGGAGCUUGGCCGCAUGGUUCAAGAUGUACAGAAGGCGAAAGAUGAGAUGGCGCUCAUGAAGAACUUUGUCGAAAGCCAGCCAGACCCGUAUAUCGACAUUCCCCCAAGAAUGUUCCCUGCCUGGGGAUGCCUCUACGACCGCGUUCAAUUCAAGGUUGACGAGGUCCAGAUCGCCAUUAGUGCCCACGAGGACAUUUCAAGCGUGGGACCCGAGACGAUGGAUAUUGCAGAAUCUGUCGCCACCGUUGAUACCACAACGGCUGGCUGGAGUAUAGAAGACUCUACUACUUUUGGCUUCGAGAGCUCUGUGAACCUUGGUUUCGGCGGUUUUGGUGCUUCCCUGGGUAUACAACAUAGCAACACGAACUCUAACGGAAAGAGCGGCGAGUCUAGCAACCAAAAGGAAUACCGAAAGGACGUUGGCAGGACUCGUGAAUGCCCCAAAAAAACCCACUGCUCGGUUCAGACCUGGACUUACAUGGCGACGCUCAAGGGACAUUGCCCCCUUAUCCCAAUGGCCGACCCCGUUUGCUGGAAGCUUCGUGUCGGAAAGGACUGGUUCCCGACCGAAUUUCCUGCGUACAAUAUCUUGGCAGAGAAUAAGCUUCUCAAGGGCAACCUUUCUCUUCCCGCCGUCCGCAAGCAGGACGACGCAUGGGACGCCAUCGGUGACAAAUACUUCACCAUGACAAACAAGGACGGCUCGCCUACUGGCCCAGUUCUGCCCAAGGAGUUUGUCGAGAAUGUGUGGUGGGCAGAUGAGGCCAAAUAUAGCAUCAACUACAAGCUCACCACCCCAUGCACAGUCACUGCUCCUAUAAUGGAUAGCAAGGGAAACCCCAGAAGAACCCAGGUUUCUCUCAAGGUUCAGGGCGGCAAGUUUGUUUCUCGGGAUGAGGCCCUGGAGCCUACGGGUUACAACUUUACCGUCCUUGAUGUCCUUGAGAGCGCCUUCGAUUAG
Metarhizium acridum CQMa 102 is the source of this 1062-nucleotide messenger RNA. RefSeq lists its product as uncharacterized. NCBI's taxonomy places the organism in Eukaryota, Fungi, Ascomycota, Sordariomycetes, Hypocreales, Clavicipitaceae. The record is from RefSeq and is a predicted model, not a curated record.